CUUCUGAGUGAGUAACUGUGCGAGUCGCAGCCUCGGAUCCUCAGUCACCACGAGAUCGGCAAGCCGAAUGGUCAAGCUCUCUCUUCUAUCGUGCACACACGAUACCUGUCUUGAGGCUUGUUGUGAUUUUACCAUCAGUGACUUUUAACCCCUCGAGUUCUCGUGCGAGAUCGUCAUUACAAUUAUUAACUAUCGAUCGAUCGGAAAGUAUAAAGUGAUUUCCGUUUUCCCGACGAGUCGAGAGUGUGCGGACGUUAACGAUGCGGAGGCGCUUUCCGUCGAGUCGUCGUCGUCUGCCCGACGGCGCGCGAUAUUAUCGAACCGAACUGCAGCAGUGAGAGGAAUCGCCAAAAAAUCUCGCGGACAGGACAGAGAGACCCGAUCGAUCCCAAGUGCCGAAGGAGAGAGAGAUAGAGAGAGAGAAGAGGGUUGUUCGAGCGACAUCGGCAAGGAGCUCUCCGCUGCUGCCUGGAGCACGUCGGAGGGAGCUGGUGCGGCGAGAGCGAGAGAUGAUCUUCGGGCUGCUGGUGGCCGGAGCUUUUGCCCUCGCCACACUAAGGCGGUAUUCGGUGGCCCAGACGGCUACCCUGACGAGCCUCGCGUUCUUCCUCAGCUCGGGUCUGGGCGGCUCGAUCAGCUGCUGCUCGGCGACACCGGUCUAUGGCAGCAUGCGCGCCACCUACAGCGAAGCCAGUAGCUCGUACUUCAACAUGGAACCCUGGCUCCAGCCCUGCGGCACACCCGUCGCCGCCUCCCUCAGGAAGUUGCCUCAGAGGCACAGCGUCCACAGGGCGCUUAAGAGGGUCAAGACGCAGCUCAGGGUCGCGCAGAACCACUUUCGCAAGGAUCUCAAGGACAUUCACGAAAUUUACUCUAAGGUGUAUAAAGUGCUGAAGGAGCAGUACCGCAUGAGCUGGCUGCCGGAGAAGCAGCUCGAGUGGUACCACCGCGAGGUCUGGUGUCUGGAGAAGGGCAAGAAAGCCGAGCGAGCUUUGCCGCGGCUUCACGAUGCUCUCCAGAGGUUCGCCAUCACUUUCCAUCACCUGCGCGCCUUCAGGCUCAAGUCCAACAUCAACGCCGACAUGACAAUGAUUAGGCGGAACGAGAUCAUCGACGGAAUGAACAACGAGAUUCUCAGGAUGCUCUGCGAGGUGGAAACGGCGAUCCUGAAUCUGGGUCUCCAACUCCCGGUCACCCACAAGUCCGUCAUCGUGACCGAGUCCUCAAACUGGGCUCGGGAGGGCGACCUCACCCUCAUGCUGAUCCAGGACUCUGGUGUGCUUCGUCUCUACCAAGCAUUUCUCAACGACUGGAUCCGGGCGCUGCGCAACGCUACAGCCACUGGUCCCGGAACCUGCGACCCGGCGAUGCUGAGACCGCUCACGAGCUACUUCAAGCCCAAGAAGCAGCAACAGCCCGGCGCCAAAAAGGUGAACAAGCAAAACCCGAAGCGUCCCAAGGCUCACAAGAUGUCCGAGGCCAGAAAACACCAGCAGGCCGGAAAAGACCAGCAGGAACGUCAGCUCGCCCAGACGUCCAGGAGGAUGGCAAGGAAGAAGGUCAUGAGAAAGAAGCAGAGGAAGAGCUUCUGAAGGCGUUAGAGACUUUGUCGAUUAGGAACACCGGUAUUUGUAUUAUUGCUGAGGCAAACUCACUGCGUUCUGAGAGUAAUUAAAUUACUAUAAGGAUAUACCGAAUUAGGAUUUGAAAAAUUAUGCGCGAUCGAACUAUGUAUUAUUAUUAUUGUCAAGAGUCUUUUCUACUCCAUUCUGGAGUAAUGAAGUAGAAAAGCGAAUAAGGAGAUGAAAAAUUCAGCGUGUACCGGUGUAACGAGACGGAUCAUAUUGCAUGAUUUCGGUAUAGGCAUUCGAUUAUAUUUAUUGUAAUACUUCGCGUUAUCGACACUACGAGACGUAAGUUUUUAUAUUGAACUUCGAGUUGUUAAUAUUUAUAAGAUUUGCUAUCCGAUUAUUUUCGACUAUAUUAUAGGGUCUAGCGUGUCACUGUGCAAAUUUGAUGUAAACGACAGAACCAUUCCGUAGACUUUGAUAUAUAUAGACAGUAUUAAGAGAUCUACUUCAGUGCGAUCAAGCAGUAUUAUGUGUAACACGUCGAGUAAUUAUAAUUUAAUUAUAUAAAGGUACUCUACCUUUGCGCGACUUGCAGAUUAAAUUAUCGUCGUCGCUAGACUGCUGAAUACAGACUCGAUCGACGGUUUCAUCGAUUUUUGACUACGCCGUUUCGUAUUUUAACGUCAUGUGUAAUUUAUGAACGAAAAAUAAUGAAAUUAACACUUGUAUUGUACCAAAAAUGUAUGCCAAUUGAUUAUUAACGAGUUGAGCAAUGUGUAAUUUGCACUGUUAUGAAAUUACGAUUAACGAGAGAAAAUUGAUUUUUGGAGUGAAAAUCCGUGAAACCUUCAGCCGUCAGUACUUACAAACGACAUUCGAAAUUGCGAAAAUUUAAAGAAUUCUUAACCUCGAAUGACUUAUUGUAAAUUUUAUCCAAAAUAAAAGAUCAUAUCGUACUUAAAAUUAAGAUUGUAUUUUGAAGUAUCGGCUCGAAAGAUGAAUCGAAGAUUAAUUCUCUACUUUUUCGAUUUGAGAAUGUUGUCUUGUUGGUUGCAGAAUCGUAUACGACGUAAUCGCUUCCGGUUUAAGAAGAACACUCCAUCAUCGUCCAUUUGCGUUUGGCGCGAAAUGGAGUGCAUAUCCAUAGAGAACUUAAAAACUGAGAAAAACUUUAUUUAUUGUAGCUUUAACGUGGCCCGCGACACGGCGAAAGCUUCCAAUUGUAGCUGUGAUAUAAAAAAAAACAAACGUACGUGGACGUUGCUGAGUUCCUACGUUUUCUUUGUAUGUCUUUUUUUUCGUAAUUACUAUGUACUAUAAUCCUAGAAUGUAUGACCUAGUGUAAUGACAAUUUUUUUCUUACCCUAUAUGCGCUGUUAUUGUACAGAAAAAUAUAUGCAGAUACUGUGCGUCACUGACCACUUGUAUGCACUACUUGAAAAAUUUGUUACAGACAGUUUACCGGCGCUUAAGCUCUAUAACUUCUAGAUACGUAAAAUUAUUUUAAAUAAUGUACUUAGAUUUAAUGAAGAGGUACAAGUAAAUUCUUUGUAACAUGUUUUUCUCCUAUUUCAACACCGGCGCACGAGAAAAUUUGAAUCUCGCCCGAGUACCUUCAUAACAUUCCUCUACGCAGGGUCGAAAUAAUACUUUGAACAAAAUCUGAAGAUUCUGGAAUCCAAUAAUCUAUAAUUAAAUUUAAGAGUAGCGAAUUUUGCGCACGAGGGCAACGUGUUGUAUUAGAAAAGAGACUUGGUCAAUAUUUGUUGUGCGAAAACGAAAAUUGAUUUCCAUUAAUAUUUUAAUAUAGUAAUGCGAGCGUUAAAAAUCCAGUAUAUCAUUAUCCUUGCAGCGUUUCUGUAGCUCUUAAGUUCUCUGUAAUUUCUUUUUCAUUGAUUUAAUCUCUUAUCAACUAUAUCAUUAUUGCAUACAUGUAGUAUAUAUAUUUAUUGGGCAUACACACACGCAUUAUUUACAUAGCGUUUUACGAUUUAUUAUUUAUUAUAUCACGUUACCAUCGACUAUAUGUUAUUGCAUACAAAUAUAUUACUUGUUAUUAUUUCCUUUUUUCUUUUUCUACUUCUAUACGUAAAAUUUACUGCUCCGUCUAACAUUUAAACGAAAAACUUAGUUUCCCGGUGCUCAAAGUGCCGCCUUUUUUGUACAUGUUUUUUGUAAAAAUACAAUAAAUUAUUUCUGCAUAAUAGGAAAAUAAAUAAACCUGCAUUCUAAAUCACAA
Nasonia vitripennis (jewel wasp) is the source of this 3810-nucleotide messenger RNA. RefSeq lists its product as uncharacterized. The coding region runs from base 510 to 1592 and encodes 360 amino acids. The record is from RefSeq and is a predicted model, not a curated record. NCBI's taxonomy places the organism in Eukaryota, Metazoa, Arthropoda, Insecta, Hymenoptera, Pteromalidae. The transcript is spliced from 4 exons.